Olea europaea var. sylvestris is the source of this 2006-nucleotide messenger RNA. Its product is annotated as symplekin-like. Lineage: Eukaryota; Viridiplantae; Streptophyta; Magnoliopsida; Lamiales; Oleaceae. The record is from RefSeq and is a predicted model, not a curated record. The transcript has 14 exons. The annotation marks the transcript as partial.
UGUGCUGUUCACUCACUGGAUGAUGUACGAGCAAGAGCUAUCCGACUGGUGGCUAACAAACUUUAUGCGAUGAGCAAUGUUGCUGAACGCAUCGAGCAAUUUUCCACAAAUAAGUUCUUGUUGGCUGUAGAACAGCACACUUCAGAGACAGGGCUUUCACAAUCUGUAUCCUACAAACAAAGAAUAGGACAGUUAAUGUUUGAUCAUGAGAGGUCCCCAGGGUUCAUCAAAUUCUCACAGGUGGGAAGCCAAGAAACAUCUGUAAGUGGUUCUCAAAUUUCAGAUCCUGGAAUUUCAGAAAAUGACACCAUUAAGGUUGCAGAAGAUGACUCAACAUCUGAUUCAGCAAUUUCAUUUUCUCAAUCACAGCAACUUCUCUCAUUGUUUUUUGCAUUAUGUGCAAAGAAACCAAGCCUUCUUCAACUUGUGUUUGAUAAUUAUGCCCGUGCACCGAAGGCUGUUAAGCAGGCCGUUCAUCGUCAUACCCCUGUUCUUAUAAGGGCUUUGGGGUCAUCAUAUUCCGAACUGCUACAGAUAAUAUCUGAUCCACCCCAGGGAAGUGAACUGCUAUUGACACAGGUGCUUCAUCUUUUGUCUGAAGGCAAGACGCCUCCACCUGAUCUAGUGGCCACUGUCAAACGAUUAUAUGAUACGAAACUAAAGGAUGCUUCUAUUCUUAUACCAAUACUAUCGUCAUUUUCAAGAGACGAGGGUUCUGCUCAUUCGGGUCCAGCAUUGACACCAGCAGAAGUCUUGGUAGCAAUUCAUGAUAUCAUUCCUGAAAGAGAUGGUCUUCCACUCAAAAAGAUCACAGAUGCUUGCUCGGCUUGUUUUGAGCAGCGGACUGUUUUUACGCAACAGGUCCUGGCUAAGGCCUUAAACCAGAUGGUUGAUCAAACUCCUCUCCCACUACUAUUCAUGAGAACUGUAAUCCAAGCAAUUGAUGCGUUUCCAACACUGGUUGAUUUUGUCAUGGAAAUUCUGUCCAAACUUGUGAACAAACAGGUAUGGCGAAUGCCAAAAUUAUGGGUUGGAUUCUUGAAAUGUAUCUCGCAAACGCAGCCACAUUCAUUCAGUGUACUGUUACAGUUGCCAUCACCACAGCUUGAAAGUGCUCUGAACAAAUAUUCUAAUCUUCGUGGUCCUCUGUCGGCUUUUGUGAAUCAGUCUAGUGUUAGAUCCUCUCUCCCAAGGUAAGGUCAUCUUGCAUCUCAUUGAAUACUGCUCAGUGCUAAGGGAAUUUGAUGAAUUCCAGAUUUUAUUGAAUCAUUGUUAUAAUCUUGGUAAAAUUACCCAGCACGAUUUAUUGUCUCUUGAGGGGACGAUAAAUAAGUGAUGAAAAGUGUUGCUAAUCAACUGAGUUUUACAAAAACACGUGGAGUAAAAAGUUAAUAUCUAGAAGAAUAUUAGCAAUAACAUUCCAAUCUCAUUGCUGUCAUUGAAUGUUGAAAAUCAUGGGUUCUGGAGGCCUACAUUUUUUAUUCUUGGCUAAUUUGUUAAAGGUAUGAUGUCCCCAAAGUACACUUGACUGUUGCUCCAUGUUGGUUUAUUAGCUCUAAUUCUUUUUUUUACCGGACUAACUGGCUACAUAAUGCUUCAUGAGUUAUCAGUUUAUCUAUAGAAAACAUAUGCCACGCAACAGGCCUAGCAAAUAAGAGCUGGUGACAGUUAAAACAAUGCUUUAUCUUUGAAGCAUACAAAAGUUGGUUAAACAAUGGAUUUCUGCAUCAUGUAUUAAAUUUUAUGCUAGAUCGUAAAAGGUUUUGAGGUCUAAAAUGAACAUUGUACUAAGCAGUGAAGAUUCCUUAUGAAAUUGGGUUUGGAAAAUUGGACCAAGCGGUGAAGUUAUUGAGGUCUAAAUGAACAUUGUACUAAACAAUGGAUACUCUGUAUCGUUCCAAUGACCCCUACCCGCUAUUUCGUUCUGGCAAUGCUAUACCCCUCCAAAUUUUGGGUUUGGAAAAUCGGAGCUUUUGAAAAUUUAGCCCCAAAUUACAAAUCCUAAU